UGGCGGGAUUGAUCUCGUGUGAUAUAACUGUGUUAGAUGGUUAGAUUAGUUUUAAAAUUGUAGUGAUAAACAUAGAAUAGUUAUUAAAAUGACUAGAGCUAAAAUAGAACUUGGCGACGUGACACCGCAUAAUAUAAAACAGUUAAAAAAGUUAAAUACAGUCGUAUUCCCAGUGUCUUACAACGACAAGUUUUACAAAGACGUUUUGGAAGCUGGUGAACUUGCGAAACUAGCAUAUUACAAUGACAUCGUAGUUGGUGCAGUAUGCUGUAGGAUAGACACGUCAGAGAACUCACGGAGGCUAUAUAUAAUGACUUUGGGUUGUUUGUACCCGUACAGAAGAUUGGGUAUUGGUACUUUGAUGGUGGAACAUGUGCUCAAGUAUGUUGAACAAGACGGAAAUUUCGACAGCAUUUUCCUACAUGUGCAAGUCAAUAAUGAGGGUGCAAUAGACUUUUACAAGAAAUUUGGUUUUGAAAUUGUUGAAACAAAAGAACAUUACUAUAAGAGAAUAGAACCGGCCGAUGCCCACGUGUUGCAGAAGACGAUCAGAGAAACUAGCACCGCUGCACCUCUACUCAAUGGUACUGUUUCACAUGCUAAAACAAAUGGACAUGAUUGAGGUCAAUUAUGAACCCCAACAGUUACUUCAAAAGCCUCUACUCGGUUGUUAUAGUGGAACAAGCAAGUGAUAAAAUGUGUUUUAAGCGUUUAGUCACUUGGUUAAAUGGUUUGAAUAAAAUAAGACAUUAAUGAGUUACUCAAUAAGUAAUGGGUGUAAAUGUAUGAGGCCAUAAAAUGAAUAAAAAUGACUGAUUAUUCUGGAACUCUCGGCUCAUUCAGUGUUGUACAUAAAACUUCCAUGAUUUAAUACUUGCACUUUUAUCAAAAAGAUUCUAAUGCAUAUUGCAUUUUUGAAUCAUGUAUUGAAUAAUCUAGUAUCUACUUGUACAGGA
Molecule: messenger RNA, 956 nt
Organism: Chilo suppressalis (striped riceborer)
Lineage: Eukaryota; Metazoa; Arthropoda; Insecta; Lepidoptera; Crambidae
Source: the annotation of a GenBank genome assembly